Messenger RNA from Nipponia nippon (crested ibis), 447 nucleotides. Its product is annotated as leukotriene C4 synthase. NCBI's taxonomy places the organism in Eukaryota, Metazoa, Chordata, Aves, Pelecaniformes, Threskiornithidae. The record is from RefSeq and is a predicted model, not a curated record. Gene Ontology annotation, biological process: leukotriene biosynthetic process. Gene Ontology annotation, molecular function: leukotriene-C4 synthase activity; glutathione peroxidase activity; glutathione transferase activity. Gene Ontology annotation, cellular component: endoplasmic reticulum; membrane; nuclear envelope.
AUGUUGGAUCAGAUUCAUCUGCUGGCUGCCGUGACAGUCCUGGGAGUCCUGGAGCAAGCCUAUUUCUUCCUCCAGGUGAUCUAUGCUAGGAGGGUAUUUGGCAUUUCUCCUCCAAAGAUCUCAGGCCCACCUGAAUUCGAGAGGAUCUUUCGAGCACAGGUGAAUUCCUCUGAAUAUUUUCCCAUUUUCCUGGCACUUCUGUGGCAGGCUGGACUUUUCUUCCAUCAAGGUCUGGCUGCAGCCUUGGGUCUGCUCUACCUCUAUGCCCGCUACUGCUACUUUAUGGGAUACAAGGCAUCGUCCUCAGAAAGGCUCACCCCAAUAUACUUUAGCACUGGAGUUCUCUGGAUUCUCGUUGCAGCAUCAGCCUUGGGCAUCUUGCAUUUCUUCCUCUCUCACUAUGUGGGGCUGAACAUCCUCCAGCUUCUCACAGCGUGACCUGCUCCU